CGGCGCCGUCGCAGGCUCGCUUUCCGGCGGGUGCGCGGGGCUCCUGGCUCCUCUCGCCAUCCUCCAGUACCUCAGGGCGUCUCUGGUCUCCUAACUCCCUGGCGGCUAGUCUGUGGCAAGACAGCGGGGCCGGUCCCGGUUCUAGCCUGACCCGCGAGGUGACCUUGGUCGAGUCCCCUGUCGCGCCGAGCCGUGGCGUCCGUCUGUGGCGCAUGCCUGUCAGGGACUCGGCUCCCGAGCGGUUGGCGACACAGACCUAGAGCGGCCCCACAGGCUGCCCCGGGGCAGGGGGAGCGCCGGGCCGCCGAGGGCGGUGGGGAAAGCUCGGCCGGUGGGAGAUGCCCCUACACGUGAAGUGGCCGUUCCCUGCGGUACCGCCGCUCACCUGGACCCUGGCCAGCAGCGUCGUCAUGGGCCUUGUGGGCACCUACAGCUGCUUCUGGACUAAGUUCAUGAACCACCUCACUGUCCACAACAAGGAGGUGCUGUAUGAGCUCAUCGAGAACCGAGGCCCAGCCACGCCCCUCAUCACGGUCUCCAAUCACCAGUCCUGCAUGGAUGAUCCUCAUCUUUGGGGGAUCCUGAAACUCCGCCACAUCUGGAACCUGAAGUUGAUGCGUUGGACCCCCGCGGCCGCAGACAUCUGUUUCACCAAGGAGCUGCACUCCCACUUCUUCAGCUUGGGCAAGUGUGUGCCCGUGUGCCGAGGGGAUGGCGUCUACCAGAGGGGAAUGGAUUUCAUUUUGGAGAAGCUCAACCACGGGGACUGGGUGCACAUCUUCCCAGAAGGGAAAGUGAACAUGAGCUCCGAGUUCCUGCGCUUCAAGUGGGGAAUUGGACGCCUGAUUGCUGAAUGUCAUCUCAACCCUGUCAUCCUGCCACUGUGGCAUGUUGGGAUGAAUGACGUCCUUCCUAACAGCCCGCCCUACUUCCCCCGCUUCGGACAGAAAAUCACCGUGCUGAUCGGGAAGCCCUUCAGUGCCCUGCCUGUGCUGGAGCGGCUCCGGGCAGAGAACAAGUCAGCUGUGGAGAUGCGCAAAGCCCUGACUGACUUCAUUCAGGAGGAAUUCCAGCGCCUUAAGACCCAGGCAGAGCAGCUCCACAACCACCUGCAGCCUGGAAGAUAGGCGGCACCCCACCCAGACCCUGCCCUAGCUUCCUCUGGGACUGGGGAAGGGUGGGGAGGCGGGCGUGGGGGGGAAGAGGCACUCUAAGACCCAAGCCCCAGCUGCUGGGCUCUCAGUACUGUCUUUGGCUUCUCGUGCCGCCCAGAGCUGGGCUGGGGGAUGGACUGAUGCUUUGAGCUCAGAUACGGUUUUUCAGACAGAUUUUUCCAGCAUCCUCAAUGGGUGCUGUCUCCUAGUUGGUGAGCGUUCCAGCUCCUCUGCGGUUCUCCAGUUGAAGGAGGUCUCUGAUGCUCCUCCCACCUGGCCAGGCAGGGAGGGGGAAAUUUCAGCAGGGGCUUCCUUCCUUCUUGCCUUCAAGGUGUUCUCUCUCAGGGUUGGUGCCUGGAGGGAGGUUAGUUGAAGGGGCGGGUGGCCAGGCCAGAGCUUCAAGGGGCCCACCAGGCCCGUGGCCUGGCCCCCCGCCUGCUCUGAUCCAGGAGCUGCUCACCAUUUGCUCAGGGAUGGCCAUCAGCCAUGUCUUCCUUCCGCCCAGGCUCCCUCACAGGCAUGGGAGCUGCAGGCAGAAGAGCAGCCCUUUUCCUGAAGUGUAGCCCAGCCAAACGGAGCCUGCGGCAAGGGCCAGAGACCUGGCCAUUUGCCCCUGUGCUGGGGCCCACCAACUUCUCCAUCCUUCCCACCUCCCUGGCAUGACUUGAAUCCCUGGGGGCCUAGGUUUUCAUGUUUUAUAAACAAUAAAGCAUCUGUGUUGUGCUCUUUGA
Vicugna pacos (alpaca) is the source of this 1885-nucleotide messenger RNA. It is a transcript of the gene TAFAZZIN, whose product is annotated as tafazzin, phospholipid-lysophospholipid transacylase. Gene Ontology annotation, biological process: inner mitochondrial membrane organization; cardiolipin acyl-chain remodeling. Gene Ontology annotation, molecular function: 1-acylglycerophosphocholine O-acyltransferase activity. Lineage: Eukaryota; Metazoa; Chordata; Mammalia; Artiodactyla; Camelidae. Gene Ontology annotation, cellular component: mitochondrial membrane. The record is from RefSeq and is a predicted model, not a curated record.